Molecule: messenger RNA, 1875 nt
Organism: Dictyostelium discoideum AX4
Lineage: Eukaryota; Evosea; Eumycetozoa; Dictyosteliales; Dictyosteliaceae
Exons: 4
Coding region: 1-1875 (624 amino acids)
Source: RefSeq, a predicted model, not a curated record
AUGAUAAAAUAUAAUGUUUGCUAUUAUCACAAUUCAAUUUUGGUAUUUAUUUUUUUUAGUAAACCAAAAAUUUCUAAAAUGAUCGUCAGUGACGAAAAUCAAAUUAUAAAAAUCAAUAAUAAUAUUAAUAAUAAUAAUAAAAAUAAUAAAAAUAAUAAAUGCACACUUCAUCCAAAUGAUAAUUUAAUAAAUUUUUGUUUGGAUUGUGAAUUAAUACCAUGUUGUAAACGAUGUACUUCUCGUAAUGUAUUUUGUAGUUUAUAUCCUUUAUUUACAACUUUGAAUCAUGUUAAAGAUGUUGUUUUACCAGUUAAUCCUCCUCUUUCUUCCUCUUCUUAUUUAACGACAACAACAAACUCAUUAUUUAAUUCAACUAAAAAUAAUCAAAUUCAAGAAAAUAAUGAAAAUAAUGAAAAUAAUGAAAAUAAAUUUAUAGAAAUGGAUGGAUAUAAAUUUUAUAUAUUUUCAGGUGAUGAAUCAAUUUUUAAGCUUGAAGGUUACAGUAAUUUCGCAUUAAAAGAUAAUUGUAAUAUCAUAUCAAAAUUAAAAAUAUUACCAAAAAAUGUUUUGCUUCUUGAUGGAUUCAAUCAAAAAUUAACCAAAGGUAUAAUACCAGAAGGAAUUAAAGAGUUACGUUUGGGUAAUAUAAAACAAGAAUUAACUAUUGAUUCAAUUCCUAAUACUGUAACAACUAUUUGGUUAUUGGAUGGAUUCAAUCAAAAAUUAACCAAAGGUAUAAUACCAGAAGGUGUUAAAGAGUUACAUAUAUGUGAUAUAAAACAAGAAUUAAUUAUUGAUUCAAUUCCUAAUACUGUAACAACUGUUAAGUUAUUGGAUGGAUUCAAUCAAAAAUUGACCAAAGGUAUAAUACCUGAAGGUGUUAAAGAGUUACAUAUAUGUGAUAUAAAACAAGAAUUAAUAAUUGAUUCAAUUCCUAAUACUGUAACAACUGUUAAGUUAUUGGAUGGAUUCAAUCAAAAAUUGACCAAAGGUAUAAUACCAGAAAGUGUUAAAGAGUUACGUUUAGGUAAUAUAAAACAAGAAUUAAUUAUUGAUUCAAUUCCUAAUACUGUAACAACUGUUUGGUUAUGGGAUGGAUUCAAUCAAAAAUUAACCAAAGGUAUAAUACCAGAAGGUGUUAAAGAGUUGUAUAUAGAUGAUAUAAAACAAGAAUUAAUAAUUGAUUCAAUUCCUAAUACUGUAACAACUGUUAAGUUAUUGGAUGGAUUCAAUCAAAAAUUGACCAAAGGUAUAAUACCUGAAGGUGUUAAAGAGUUACAUAUAUGUGAUAUAAAACAAGAAUUAAUUAUUGAUUCAAUUCCUAAUACUGUAACAACUGUUACUUUAUGGGGUGGAUUCAAUCAAAAAUUAACCAAAGGUAUAAUACCAGAAGGUGUUAAAGAGUUGUAUAUAGAUGAUAUAAAACAAGAAUUAAUAAUUGAUUCAAUUCCUAAUACUGUAACAACUGUUACUUUAUGUGAUGGAUUCAAUCAAAAAUUAACCAAAGGUAUAAUACCAGAAGGUGUUAAAGAGUUGUAUAUAGGUGAUAUAAAACAAGAAUUAAUUAUUGAUUCAAUUCCUAAUACUGUAACAACUGUUACUUUAUGGGGUGGAUUCAAUCAAAAAUUAACCAAAGGUAUAAUACCAGAAAGUGUUAAAGAGUUACGUUUAGGUGAUAUUAAACAAGAAUUAAUAAUUGAUUCAAUUCCUUAUAGUGUAACAACUGUUUGUUUAUUUGAAGGAUUCAAUAAAAAUUUAACAAAAAGUAUUAUACCUGAAAGUGUUAAAAAAUUGUAUAUUUGGGACAAAAAACAAGAACUAAUAAUUGGCCCAAUUCCCGAUACUGUAACAGUUUAUAAAUUAAAUAAAGAUUAA